AUGGCAAUUGAUAAAACAGAAACCACAACAGCAACAACGACAACAACAACAACAACAACAACAACAACAACCAAUGAUUCAUCAUUUGGUAUUGUAUUUGAUAUUGAUGGUGUAUUAAUGAGAGAUGGAGUGAUAAUACCAAAUGCAACACAAGCUUUAAAACUUUUAGAAGAUAAAGAAACAAGUGAACCAAAGAUACCGUAUAUAUUUAUGACAAAUAAUGGUGGAUUCACAGAAGAAGAGAAAGCAAAUAAAAUCUCUAAAGUAUUACAAUACAAUAUUCCAAGUGAUAAAGUUAUGGUAGCACAUACACCAGUGAGACCGUUAGCAGAGAAAUAUAAAGAUUACGAUGUUUUAUUAAUUAGUAAAACACAUGAAACCUCAAAGAAAUUAGCAGACUGGUAUGGUUUUAAAAAUUAUAAAUCACUUCAACAAUAUAUUGAAGAACGUCCAUUCCUUUGUCCAUCUAAAUAUUCAACAUUUUGGACUCAAGGUGUGUCAAGUGAAUAUGUUAUCAAAGAAGCAAAGAAACAAUUACCAAUUAAAGCAAUCAUUUUAUUAGAGGAUCCAAUCGAUUGGGGUGAAUGUAUCCAAAUUGUAUCGGAUAUACUACAAAGUAAAGAUGGUUUAUUAAGAAAAGAUUAUAUCAAUCGAGCAGAUGUUCAAUCGAUUGAUUUUCACAUUUGUAAUCCAGAUUUCUCCUAUGCUGGUGAAUUUGUAAUACCACGUUAUACAAUGGGUGCAAUAUUGGAAUGUAUUAAACUUUUAUUUAAAACUCAAACUGGUAGAGAUUUAAUUUAUACACUCUAUGGUAAACCUUAUCCAUUAACCUAUCAAUAUGGUAAACAAAUAAUUUCAAAUCAAAUUUCAAAACUUGGUUUCAAUGAUGGUUGUAUUUUAAAACAUAUCUAUGCAAUUGGUGAUAAUCCAUACUCUGAUAUCAAAGGUGCAAACAAUUUAGAACAUGAAGGUUGGAUAAGUAUUUUAGUUAAAACUGGCUGUUUCAAAGGUGAUACUAACCAUCCUGAAAUUCCUGCAAAAUAUGUAGUUGAUAAUGUUUAUGAUGCUGUUAAAUUAAUUUUAAAAUUAGAAGGUCAAUAA
Dictyostelium discoideum AX4 is the source of this 1101-nucleotide messenger RNA. RefSeq lists its product as hypothetical. The coding region runs from base 1 to 1101 and encodes 366 amino acids. Lineage: Eukaryota; Evosea; Eumycetozoa; Dictyosteliales; Dictyosteliaceae. The record is from RefSeq and is a predicted model, not a curated record. The transcript has a single exon.